Messenger RNA from Saprolegnia parasitica CBS 223.65, 1620 nucleotides. RefSeq lists its product as hypothetical. Gene Ontology annotation, molecular function: microtubule binding. Bases 1 to 1104 code for a protein of 367 amino acids. The record is from RefSeq and is a predicted model, not a curated record. NCBI's taxonomy places the organism in Eukaryota, Oomycota, Saprolegniomycetes, Saprolegniales, Saprolegniaceae. The transcript is spliced from 4 exons. Gene Ontology annotation, cellular component: microtubule.
AUGAGUGGCACGAGCGACAAGCAGCAGCGCAAGACAAUCGCCGAGUGGAUCGACAAGCUACAAGCGCGGGACACGGAGAAGCAGGCCUUCGUCGCGCUCGCGUACGUUGUUCAUGCGGCGACAAAGGCGACUGACGCCCUCUGUAGAAGCGCGAUUCCGCAUCUCGCCGCCAACUCGGUGCCCAAGGUCUUACUCGACCUCGAGCGCAAGCACCCGGAUCCGGUCUUGAUGUCAACGCGUGAAAACGUCGUGCUCUUGAUCGAGCUCAUGUGCACGACGCAAGCGCCUGCGUGCGCCAAGCUCCGCAACAGAAUAACCGCCUACUUGAACCGGCGUCUGCGCGACAAGCGAAGCAAGGUGACAGACGCAUGCGUUGGUGCGGCCGGCGCGCUCGCGCUGCAUGCGCUACCGUUCUUGCCGCCGUCCGAGCUCGAGACGAUUGUCCAGCCAUUCUGGACCGAGGUGCACAUCAUGAACGACGGCGCAGCGCGCUGCCUCGGCGCCAUCUUCUAUCCCUCCAGCGGAGACGCCGCGCUGCUCGCAGCCCACGCGGCACGCGCGAUGGGCUAUUUAAUCUCUUUUUUGCCACAACUGAUGGCCAAGUUGCACGGCAAGAUUUACGCAACAUACUCGCCGAUCUUUCACAUCCUUCUGCGCAUCGUCGUUCUAAUUCAAGACGUUCCGGCGUGCGUCGAGCUCGCGACGGCGAUGGCCGACGCCAUCCCAAGCCUCGUCACCGCCAUCGACGACGUCCUACACGUUGGCCAACGCGACGACUGGCUCAAUCGCAAGCGCGGAUUGGACCUUCUUGGCGCCCUCGUAGCUUGCUUUGGAAGCCACACCACCGUCGUUAGCCUCCAGGCAAAGCUCAUGCAAUUGGCCGAGCGGGGUCGGUCCGACUAUGCGUCACCUGUGCGGGAAAGCGCGUCGGCGCUGUUGACGCACCUCGGCCCGCUCCUCCGAACGAGCCAGCCAGACCACGGGAGCACGGAUGUCGCGUACGCUGCACUCCACCCGGUGCGGCCGUCGAGCCCGAGUCCGCCGAGCCCGGCACGAUGGGUCUCGUCGAGUCCGUCCAAGCCGACGUCGUUCAAAAAGCCAUGAGUUCCACGGCGCCGCUUGUCGACGCUCCUCGCCCCAUUCUCGUCGCUCGCGAGGACAACCAGACGAGCCAGGCGUUUGCCGACAAUGCGCGGGUCGCGAUGGAAGAAGGCAAUAUGGAGCUCGCGCUGCGCAUCGCGCUGCUCUCGGAAGACCACAGUUUGCUCUGGAAGGUGCUGGCGUUCGCGCAGCCGUCCGUCGCGCUGCUGCGAAAGACGACGCUCGACGCGCUCUGCAUGUCGUUUGUCGACUAUUUGGCGGCGCCCGAGAAGGCCGACGUGAUCUUCCCAUGGAUCUCGUGCCUCGUCAAGCUCGACGGCUACGUCAACCUCGUCGACGCGCGCGUGCUGAGGGAGCUCAAGACGCAACUCGCCAACUUUGCGGCGCCGUCGGCCAAAGAGAGCUUGAUUGCAGCCCGGCUGUACGAAGAGCUCGUGCCCUCGCCGAUCGACGACGAGUAGAAGCGUUGGAUAGAUGAUGAUGGUAGUCGGAUGACGUCAACACGAUUCCUAUCUCGUC